GGUAACACACAAAACCUUCCAAACUAAACAUGGGAAAGAAGGUUAAAAUUGGAAAACAGCGUCGUGAUAAGUAUUACAAGCUUGCCAAGGAAGCUGGAUACCGAUCACGUGCCGCGUUCAAAUUGGUCCAACUCAACAAAAGAUUCGAAUUUUUGGAAAAAUCCCGUGCGACGGUCGAUCUUUGUGCAGCGCCGGGAGGAUGGAUGCAAGUAGCGUCUCAAUUCAUGCCAGUCUCCAGUUUAAUCGUUGGAGUCGAUUUGGCACCGAUCAAGCCAAUCAAGAACUGUAUCGCUCUGCAGGGUGAUAUUACGACGAAUGAGACUCGUGCGGCCAUUAAAAAGGAGUUGAAGACAUGGAGUGCAGACUGUGUACUUCACGACGGAGCUCCAAAUGUCGGUCUAAAUUGGGUUCAUGAUGCAUUUCAACAGAAUUGUCUCACACUUUCGGCUCUUAAACUCGCCACACAAAUCCUACGUAAAGGCGGUACUUUUGUGACAAAAGUGUUCCGUUCAAACGAUUAUUCGUGUUUGAUUCGCGUUUUUGAGAAGCUUUUCAAGCGCGUUCACGUCUGGAAACCGGCAGCUUCACGUCUCGAGUCUGCCGAGAUUUUCGUCGUUUGUGAGGUCUAUCAGAAGCCCGAUAAAGUUGGAGCCGAGUAUUUGGAUCCGAAAAAAGUUUUUGCAAAUCCUGACGGCUCCGAAGGAACCAAACCGAAUCCACAGAAUUUACUGAUUGGAAAACAAAAAAAAGCAAAAGCCGAGGGUUAUGAUACGGAUUCACUUGCAAUUCAUUCGACAAUUAAUGCAACGGAUUUUAUUAAAUCUAGUGGAUAUUUGGAUAUUCUUGGAACUGCCAAUGUUAUCACUCUUGAUGAUGAAAAAUGGAAAAAUCAUGAGAAAACUACGGAAGAAGUGAUUGAAUACAUGAAUGAUGUCAAAGUUCUUGGCCCCAGAGAGCUGAGAGUCCUCCUACGCUGGCGUAAAUCAAUGUUGGAAACACUCGAAGAACAACGAAAAGCCGUCGAAGGUGAAGCAAAAGAAGUAGAAAUUGAGGAAAAUCUGACAGAAGAACAACUAGAAGAUCGUGCAAUGGCAGAAAUCGAUGAGCUCAUCGCAAAAGCUUCAGAAGACGAGAAAGCAGCGUUGAAAAAGAAGAAAAAGAAGAUGUUAAAGGCAAAAGCUCGUGUGCUCAAACGUCGAGAGCUCAAAAUGAUUAUUGAUGGAGAUGAGGGACCACAGGCUGAAGAUCAAGAAGUUUUCCAGUUGAAAAAGAUUCGAAAAGCUAAAGAAUUGGCUGAAAUCACCAAAGAUACACAGGCACCCGAUUUUGAUAUGAUGGAGGAUGGAGAUUCGGACGAAGAAGAGGGUCUCGGUGAAGGAGAAUGGGAAACUCAUGGAGAAGAAGGCGAAAAUUCAGAUGAAGAUGAAAAUGAAUUAAUUCAUACAGAAAAGUCUGGAAUGAGUAAAAUGGAGAAACGGAAUGCACGAACUGAAUCAUGGUUUGAAAAAGAAGAAAUUUCUGGAUUAGUAUCAGAUGAGGAUGAUGAUGAUGAAAUGAAUGCAAUUGAGAAGCACAUCGGAAAAAAUCGAUCGAAAAAGACGGAAAACUAUGAGAAUACUGUGUCAUUUGAUGAUUCUAAGGGCAAAAAGAAGGGAAAGAAGGGUGGAAAAGGCGGAGAGGAUGAUGGUUUUAAUACCAAUGAUGCCGAUGAACAAGCUUCCGAAUCAGAGUCCUCCGACGCUGAAAUGGAUGAAGUGGCAAAGGAGAAGCUGAGCCGAUUCGAUGCACAAAUUGAUUUGGAUGAUGAUGAUGAAGAAGAAAGAUAUGAAGAUGAAGGAAGACGUGCUGCAAAACGAAAAUGUGAUAAGAAAAUAAUCGGAGAAGAUUUGAAACCAGUGGCAAAGAAGCGUAAAUUGACACCCGAACAGUUGGCAAUCGGUGAACAAAUGAUCUACUCAGCGAAGGCGGCAAGGAAUUUAGAGGAUGAAGCAUGGAAUCGAUAUGCAAAUAAUGAUGAAGAUCUUCCUGAUUGGUUUGCUGAUGAUGAGAAGAAACAUUAUUUCAAGCAGACGCCUGUUACAAAGGAACAAGUUGCUCUGUAUAGGGAACGAAUGAGAGAAUUUAAUGCAAGACCAUCGAAGAAGGUUGCCGAGGCGAAGGCUAGAAAACAGAAAAAGAUGCAACGUAAGCUGGAAUCGGCAAAGAAAAAAGCUGAAGGAAUUCUUGAAAAUGAUCAAAUGGAGCACUCGGAAAAGGUUCGAGAAAUGAAGAAAGUGUAUGCAAAUGCGACGAGAAAGGAGAAAAAGAAGGUUGAAUUAGUUCGAAUGACGAAAGGAAAGAAGGGAAAAACUGGACGACCAAAUGGACAAUAUAAGCUUGUCGAUAGCCGUAUGAAGAAGGACCUCCGUGCAGCAAAAGCCAAAGAAAAGACAAAAGGACGCGGUGGAAAACGUGGAAUUCCAAAGAAAACUGGUGGCGGAGGUGGUGGCCGUGGCCGUGGAGGUGGUGGCCGAGGAGGCGGAAGACGCUGAAAAUUUCAAAUUUUUUCGCUUUUUUACCCCCCGAUUACCCCAUUGUUCGUUUUAUUUUUUAUUUUUUACAUCGUUAUCAAUUUUUUUUGUGUUUUUUUUUGUUGUUAUACAGUUUUUAACCGCUUUUUCUGUUUUUUUGACCCCAAAAAAUCUGAAAUUGUUAAUUUUUUUUAAUUGUUAUUUUACUCUUAAAAACCCCCAAAAUGAAGCCAAUUUGCGU
Molecule: messenger RNA, 2751 nt
Organism: Caenorhabditis elegans
Lineage: Eukaryota; Metazoa; Nematoda; Chromadorea; Rhabditida; Rhabditidae
Gene: H06I04.3
Product: Putative rRNA methyltransferase
Exons: 10
Coding region: 30-2531 (833 amino acids)
Biological process (GO): rRNA processing; rRNA methylation
Cellular component (GO): nucleolus; nucleus
Molecular function (GO): RNA 2'-O-methyltransferase activity; rRNA methyltransferase activity; methyltransferase activity
Source: RefSeq, marked reviewed